AUGAGCAAGGGCAAGAAGAAGAAGCAGGUGAAGCGAGUUCCCAAGCGUCCAAACGGAUGUUCCAGUUCCGUCUGGAUACAAAACCCAAGUCAAGAGGCCGCAGCGGUCACUGCGACGUCCGUAGCUCCUCCUUCUCCUCGUGAUAGCGCCAAUGGCUUCAUCGAGGGCCGUCACUUGCUGAGUUCAGACGGUUUGGCCGUGCGGCUUGAAAGCAGCAAGCAACGGGCGAUCGUCAAGCGCCUCAUGGCGCAGGCAGACGAGCAGGGACUUCAAGCAGGGGACAAACGUUUCGUGCUCUCGGCCAAGUGGUGGCAUCGCUGGUGCGACUACGUGCAGUACGAGGAGAGAGUUGACACGAAAGCUGCCGGAGGAGACACGUUGUCGCCUGGACCCAUCAGCAAUCGGUCGCUGCUCCAUGUGAGCGCCGAGACGCCGCUCGAUGAGCUCAUGGGCGGCCCGCUGCAGCCACAAUUGAAGGAGAAGCAUCACUACGUCCUCGUGCCUCAAGAAGUGUGGGACGCGCUGAUGGUUUGGUACGGUGGGGGACCGACUAUCGCACGCUUUGUUGUGCAGGUGCAGGGAGAUCCAGACCGUGGGAUCAAUGGCUAUAAUCGUGUGCACGUUUAUCCGGAGCAGGCGGAAAGUGAGCAGGAAGUCACUGCGAACGGCACGAGCGACAGCUUGAUGCAGCCAAAGAUUGAUGUGUGUAUAGCUGAAGCCGAUUGUGACAGUGAGGCGAACAGUUCUGCAGCAGGAACGGCGCUGCCUGUACAUCACAAGCCCAGCGCGGUGUCGAAUUCCAUUCCAAAGCUUUGUGGAGCUUGUCGCAAAACAACGGGAGCGCUGAAGCGUUGCGGCAGUUGCCACAUGGUUUGGUACUGCGACUUGGGCUGUCAGACUUCUCACUGGAAAUACCAUAAGAUGUUGUGCCGGUCUAAGCUUUCGGCUGAGGCGAAGAAAGACGGAUGUGUUCAGAAAAUGUCAGUGGAGCGGCGAGGUAAGAUGGGUCUCCGCAACCUUGGCAACACGUGCUUCAUGAACUCGGCGCUACAAUGCUUGAGCCACGUGGAAAUACUGACGCGUUAUUUCUUGAGCAACAAAUACAAGAAGGACUUGAACCGCGAUAACCCGUUGGGAACAGGAGGCAACUUGGCUGAAGAAUACGAUGGUCUGCUCAAGGAGUUGUGGUUCGGCACUGCACCUAGUACGUCGCCCGCCAAUUUCAAGCGAGCUAUCGGUCGAUUCGCCCCACAGUUUUCCGGAUUCCUACAGCACGACGCCCAAGAGUUGCUUGCGUACAUCAUCGACGGUCUGCAUGAAGAUCUGAAUCGCGUUAAACACAAGCCGUACGUUGAAGUGGAAGAGUCGGACGGAUCGCAAGACGAUGCGACUGUCGCAAAGAAGGCAUGGGAACGCCAUUUGCUGCGCAACGACAGCAUCUUUGUGGACCAUAUUCAGGGUCAGUUCAAGUCCACGGUCGUGUGCCCCGUUUGCAACAAGGUUUCGAUUACGUUCGAUCCGUUCAACUGCAUCCAGCUUGAGCUACCUCAGCAGCAAAAUCGCCGGAUUGAAGUCAUUUUUGUUCCAAACGAAUCAAGCAAGUCCAUGACCAGAUACCUUGUUGAAGUUCCAAAGAAAGGGAGCGUCCUGCAGCUGAAGCGGGCGUUGAGUAAGUUAUGCGGAGUGAGCCCCAGUGCUCUGUUGGCUGCGGAUAUCUAUCAGUCCAUGGUCUAUCGAGUUAUUGGCGAUGCCGAGCGGUUGGUACGAUUGCGAGAAGACGAUCGUAUUCUGAUGUACCAUUUGGACAACUCGCCUAGUGACGAACUCGUUUCGCACGGCUUUCUUUAUCACCGAGUUGGAUCCACGAUGACGGGUGACCCGUUGCUUUUCACCUACCGUACCUCUACAACGUGUGCUGAGAUGAUGGAUAAGUGGAUCGACUUACUGAACACACAUAUCUCACGCACACCAAUCGCUAAGCUUCCAAGCGACAUGCUAUCUCAAUGCGUAUACUUGACUGAUCGUGAUGGUGUAUAUUUGCGAAACGAGCCUGUUCCGUUGGCCGCGGACGCGAAGUUUUCGGAUUUCGCUACGCUGCACGAUGAGGAUAUGCUGAACGAGUCGGUGUUUGUAACAGUUGCUUGGUCACCGUCCAUGCUAUCCUCGCCAGCUUCUCCUCGUCCUGACAUGGAGCAAGUAAUAAAUCAUGAAAGUAUGUGCGUACAGGCGACUGAGCCUCGUCUACAUGAGGGCAUUUCCCUGGAUGAUUGCUUCCAGAACUUUGUGAAGCUUGAAACGUUGGAUCAGGCAAACUUGUGGUAUUGUAGUAAGUGCAAAGAGCACCGACAAGCGCACAAAACGAUGGAAAUGUGGCGGCUCCCGGAUGUGCUCGUGCUUUCACUAAAGCGGUUUGAGUAUCGCAACGAGGUGUUGCGUGACAAGCUUGACGUUUUCGUGGACUUUCCUCUCGAAGGUCUUGACAUGUCGCGAUAUUGUUUGGAAAAGAGCAGCGAUAAAGAUCACUUGAGCUACGAUUUGUUUGCAGUAAGUAAUCACUACGGAAGCAUGGGCUUUGGUCACUACACUGCUUUUGCCAAGAGCUGGAAAGACGGUGAGGGCGAGCUGUAUCCAGGCUGGUAUUCGUUUGACGACAGUCUCGCGGCACCAGCGAUGGUCAGCCAGGUCAAGUCGAACGCCGCCUACAUUUUAUUCUACAAGCGCAAGAAUCUUCAGACCGAGUAUACGGCCAAGUCAAGGCAGAUCUAA
Molecule: messenger RNA, 2766 nt
Organism: Hyaloperonospora brassicae
Lineage: Eukaryota; Oomycota; Peronosporomycetes; Peronosporales; Peronosporaceae
Source: the annotation of a GenBank genome assembly